Cataglyphis hispanica is the source of this 6448-nucleotide messenger RNA. RefSeq names its product tight junction protein ZO-1 (gene pyd). The transcript has 19 exons. Bases 1127 to 4756 code for a protein of 1209 amino acids. The record is from RefSeq and is a predicted model, not a curated record. Gene Ontology annotation, cellular component: plasma membrane; bicellular tight junction. Gene Ontology annotation, biological process: protein localization to cell-cell junction; cell-cell adhesion; cell-cell junction organization. Gene Ontology annotation, molecular function: cell adhesion molecule binding. NCBI's taxonomy places the organism in Eukaryota, Metazoa, Arthropoda, Insecta, Hymenoptera, Formicidae.
GUCCUCGACCGAUUCUACAGUCGACCUGACGAUAGAGAAACCGAACGCGUUUGUCGCCAGGACUAUCGCGCCCGGCAAAAGGUCUUUCCUCCAUUCGUUCUUCGGUACAUCGUUCGAGAAAUAUUACCGAUCCCGCGCUCCUUCGGGAAGAGCUUGCAGAUUAUCGGAGAGAACGGAUUCGAGAUCGAAUGUACGGCGAAGUUUCGCAGUGAUCUCGAAAUUGAACGCUUCACGCUACAUCGCGUCUGACACGAGGGAAAAAAAGACAUCGCCGACGACGAAGAGAUUGUAUAUCGAGAAGCUACGGCUACGUGACCGAGCAAGGCAAACCGGAGCGAGUCUCGCGGAGAAUGAAGAAGGGAAAUUCGCGACGAGGAGAGAAACGGGAUUCUUCCUUUGAAUGCAUUUGUAUUGGGAUAAGAAAGAGAAACUCAAAGUUUAAAUAUCAGAAGUGAAAUUUAAGAAGCGGCGAACAUUCAUAUUGAUGAUUGAUUAUCGGUAUUAUACAGGAAUAUAUAUUGAGCAAGAACCAGAGAAGGGCAAUAUACAAAUUGAUCUCUAGAGAUUUUAAAGCAACAUUCUCAAGAUUACACUUUCUACAUAAGGAGCAUUAAAAAGCUCUACUAUCUAUAAUACUUGAAUAUCAAACGUCAGUUACGCCAAUUCUUUCCUCUUUAACGGAAAACGUGGACGACGAAAAGAAGGAAAGAAACAUUUCUCGAACAAUAGAUGUGCAACGGUUUUCUUGACCAGCUUAACAAAAGGAGGAUAUCUUUUGUCACGUAUUAACAUCGGUCAACGGUUUCUCACUUUAAGCGAGCAAUCUUGUCUUUACGCAAGAGACAACCAGACAACACGGCAAUCCAUCGAUUGCGCGUUCACCACGUAUACGGUUCGUAUGAUGCGUUUGCAACGGAGUUGCUUGCAACACGUUCAUCCGACACGACUCGAUCCUGCAUGAUUCACCUGUGAAGGCGGGGGUUGUUGGAGGAGGAAGGGAUGCAGAAUCUCAGAUCGCGGAUCGGCGGAAGUGCGCGGCGAGGGAGCGGCCCGUGAGAGAAUCGUCCUCUUGGACGCGUGCGAGAGGAUAAAGGAAGAGACGUCACCCUCUCUCUCGGUACGCAGGAUGGACAGGAGCGAUAACAAUGUCGUCGGGGUCGGCGGCGGAAGCGGCAACGGAGGUAGCGGCGGCACCGGCGGUGGCUGUCACGUGGGAAACUCCGGAUCCCCGCCAAACUCCAUCUCGUCGACUCACGGCACCGUGCUCAAUUCCACCGGCGGGCUCGACGGUCAGACUGCAGACAGAGGAUGGGAGAUUCACCAUGUUACAGUCACAAGAGUUCCCGGUUACGGCUUUGGUAUAGCUGUGUCAGGAGGUCGCGAUAAUCCUCAUUUUACUAAUGGUGAUCCAGCGAUCGCAAUCUCCGAUGUACUGAAAGCCGGUCCAGCUGAAGGAAAAUUACAAGUUAACGACCGUAUCAUCUCCGCCAAUGGAGUAUCAUUGGAAGGAGCCGAUUAUGGAGCUGCUGUACGGGUCCUGCGGGAUUCCGGUUCUACCGUUUUGUUGGUUGUUAAACGAAGAGCUUUUUCGAAUUCACCCGGUUGCUUAGGCAGCAUUGCAUCUCAGAGUCAUCGACUCACGCUCACGCGAAACAAUAAAAAGGACGACUUUGGCAUAGUGCUGGGAUGUCGAUUGUACGUAAAGGAGGUUACGCGAGAAAAUAUUGGAGUGAAAACCGGGGACGUGUUAACCCGAAUAGGCAGUGUCGCUGCCGAUAAUAUGAGUUUGAAGGAAGCUAGAAAGCUGAUGGAUCAGUGUAAAGAUAGGCUCUCGAUUGUAAUUACACGGGACAGUUCAUGUUGCCACGUACAGCAACAAAGUAAAGGGGAUAGCGGUGAUUAUCUGUCGGGUGCGAGUUACAGUAGUCAAAACUUAUAUGUUCCGCCACCUACGAGGCAACCCUUGGAUGACAAGAGUAAUCUUGUGCCGAGAGGUCGUUCGCGAGGUCCACUGAUGGACGUGUCUUUGAGUCAAUUGGAUCUACCAGCUACGCCCACUGUAGAUCCACCUAGGCCACCUCCGCCUAGACCAGAAGAUUAUUAUAGUACGCGCAGACAACUGUAUGAUGAAGAUUCAGUUUCACCUCGAACAAAGCAGCCUAUGCCGGAUCCUCGAUUUAUUACUUUUCAAAAGGAAGGAUCUGUAGGGGUGCGAUUAAGUGGCGGUAACGAAACCGGCGUCUUUGUGACUGCAGUUCAAGCGGGAAGUCCUGCGUCUCUUCAAGGUCUUCAACCAGGAGAUAAAAUCUUAAAGAUAAAUGAUAUGGAUAUGAAAGGAGUAACGAGAGAAGAGGCUGUGCUGUUUCUUCUUAGCUUACAAGAACAGAUCGAUCUUAUCGUACAACAUCGACGUCAGGAAUACGAUCAGAUCAUUGCAUCGGGCAGAGGCGACUCUUUUCAUAUAAAGACUCAUUUUCAUUACGAGCAACCACAGAAAGGUGAAAUGAGUUUUCGUAGCGGAGAUGUCUUCCAUGUGGUGGAUACCCUUCACAACGGUGUCGUAGGAUCCUGGCAGGUUUUUCGAAUUGGACGAAACAACCAAGAGGUACAGAAGGGCAUUAUACCUAAUAAGGCCCGCGCUGAAGAACUCGCAACCGCGCAAUUUAACGCUACGAAGAAGGAGAUGAGUGCUAGCGAAAGCAGAGGUAGCUUUUUCAGAAGAAGAAGAAAUAGCCAUAGACGAUCAAAAUCUUUGGGAAGGGAUCAUUGGGACGAUGUGGUGUUUUCCGAUAGCGUUAGUAAGUUUCCAGCUUACGAGCGUGUGAUCCUACGACAUCCCGGAUUUAUUAGGCCCGUUGUUCUCUUUGGGCCCGUAGCUGAUCUCGCAAGGGAAAAACUUCUUAAGGAUUUCCCUGAUAAAUUUACUUCCCCACAAAUGGAAAGCCAAAUGGAGGAUGGUACGGGAAAAAAUACUAAAACAUCAGGUAUUAUCCGCUUAAGCGCUAUCAGAGAGGUAAUGGAAAGGAGCAAACAUGCGUUACUGGACAUUACUCCGAAUGCCGUGGAUCGCUUAAAUUACGCCCAGUUUUAUCCAAUUGUUAUCUUCCUGAAGGCCGAGACGAAGCAAGUCAUCAAGGAGAUGAGAGCUGGCAUACCAAAAUCAGCACACAAGAGCAGUAAGAAGCUUCUAGAACAAUGUCAGAAGCUCGAUAAAAUCUGGGGACACGUGUUUAGCGCGGUGAUUACUCUCAAUGCGCCGGAAGCUUGGUACCGGAAGCUCAGAGAGCUCAUCGACCGCCAGCAGCAAGGCUUGCUAUGGAUGAGUCAAACCAAGCCGGAAGAAGCUCUCUCGGAUGAUUUCCUAUUCCCGAUGACUUCUCGCCUCUCCUACGCUUCCUCCCCGGAAAGCGAUUUGGAAUUGAGUCCGGCACCCGUCAUUCCUGGCACUUUGGGUCCACCAUCGCGGCUAAAGAGCAGUUCUGACCCCAGUAUUGCUACUCAAGAUGACACCACUGCACCGCCACCGUAUUCGACGAAUUAUCAGCAAUCGUUUGAGCAGCAAAAAAGAAGAUCCCAAGGCGGGAUGGGGGACAGCAAGUAUGGUUUCUCAUUAUCUGGUCAAAUGAGCAAUCAAUCUGGUUCGCCAGAAUACCUGGGUGGUUCCUCUGAACCUAGAUCUCCUCAUCACAGUCCUCCAGAUCUACCGCCGCGAGUUGAUCGAAACGUGAAGCCGAUUAAUCAAACGCCGCGGGGAACUAUAGGACGGUCCGCGCAGGAGCGACUAGGAGUAAACAAAAUUGAUCCGGUUCUGGAUAUGGGGAAUUAUAUCAAUGCGACUCCUCACAAAGCAAAUGCCACAUCGUCUCUCGAACGAGCGCAACCGAAAGCGGGAAGUUAUGAUAGUAUGUCCUCAUACGAUUCAUACAACAAUACCAAUGGAAAUACGAAUUAUGGAGCGGUGAACUUAAACGCAUCGACAGGUCGUUUGGGUCCGAAUGUACCUGAUGAUCUCAAAAGCAGUAAUAUGUCAGUGAGAGCGCACGAUCCAUACAGAUUAACAAAAUCUCAAGUUCAAUCCACUUCUACGCAUGAUGCUCAAACGCGAACCGAUUAUGCCAAAUAUAGUCGGUCCACCGAUUACAAAUCGAUACCAAUGUCGCAAAAUAAACCAGGAGGCACCUACAAACCGAUCCCACCUCCAAAGCCAAAAAAUUAUAGACCACCUCAAGCAUCUGUUGGACAAACAGAAAACAACGGGAAUGAUGGGAAUAAUUCGUAUCAACACUCGAAGAGUUAUUCCAUUGCCACGUCGCAUGUACAUAAUGGGGUAGAAAAUAAUGUGCAACGUAAUAGUAACCAGUAUUACUACAACAUUCCGCCGCCCGGUCGUUACAAUGAGAGCAAUCUCGUGAAUUCACAUCACAAUCUAAAUCAUCUCGCGACGCCGACGCACAGCCAUAGUCUUAGUCAUAGCCACGCGCACUCUCACUCCAGCCCGCCAGUGACUACCGCGCAUUCUCAUAGCAACAGUGCCGGUCAAAUCAAUUUUGGACUGACGCAUAAUCGAAACAACACAAAUCACAAUGGAUAUAUACAUGGUAAUAAUCCCCACGGUCCCGCAGGUUCAGUUUAUCCGUCUGCUAAUCCUGGACAUAAUAGAGAACCCAGCGGCCUAGAUCUGGCUGGUAGCCGAGAGCAAAGAGGAAGCGCUUUCGAACUCUAUCGAAAACCGGUUAUUCAUUACAAUAUGAGUUAAUGUGUACCCUGAUGCAAGACUUAUUAUAUUAGGAUAAAUUAAUAAAUUUCUAUCCGAGUGCAGAGAAAUCGUGCAAUGUCAUAGACAUAGACGAAAAAACAAAAGUUAUAUUUAAGAUUCUGGUAUUAUGAAGAGUAUAUCGUGCCUUCCAAAAGAAGUCUAUUCUUCCAUUUGUGUAAGAAUCUUGAGAUGAUAAUAACAUCAACAGAUUUCUUAACUUUACGAAAAAAUGCUUAGUUAGUUUAUUUUAUACACACAAGAACAAAUUUUAAUUUUAUUAUGAGAUUUUAUAGAAUUUUUUAUUAGAGCAAAAAUAAUGAUAAAGAUUAUCGUUAUCGAUAUAUACGCAAGAAAUUUUUCAAUAACCUUUUAACAUAAAUCGCGCAUGUAUUUAAUAAGAAUAAUAUAGAAAGAUACUUAAAGAAAAUUUCUUUAUAAGUGCAAUGUAAUGUAACAAUACUCAGUCGUCAUACUUAUAUACACGAGGUAAAAUCUGUAUAUCAUGUAAUAGUCACAUAUUUUUCUGCUUUUACAUUAAAAAUAUAAUAAACGCCAUAUCGGCAGGAAAGUAAUUUAAUUUAGCAGAUAAUUGUAGACAUUUUGGAUUUGUCAUAUGCAUUUAUGUAUUUUUGACAUAUGUGAUAACGAUACACGAAAUUCUUUAUUGUUAUUUACAUGAGAAGUACCCGGCUUCAAAUUUUUUAAUGGAAUAUAAUUUUUUUUAUCACUAAAUAAGAAAAAUGUAGAGAUAAUUUAUAUAAUAAAGUAAACAUACACAUGCAACACACAGCAUUAUUGAAAAAAUUAUAGAAAAAGGAAAAGAAAAAAGAGGAUUUUUUUAAUUACACACAAAAAAGAUACAAAUAAAAUAAGUGCAAAAAUGCAGUUUUUAUUAUUUUAUUUUUUUAUAAAUAAAUAAAAAUUGUAAAAAAAAGUAUGUAAGUUUUGCUACACAAAUCUUAUGUAAUACAUAAAAGAAAAAUUUUACCAUUUUAUUGUCUCCAAGAAAAUUUAAUAAUGAUUGUUCUUUUGAAAAACUUCUCAAGAAGAAUGACUUUGUUUUCAAUCGGGUACGCUCAAUAUUUAUUAUAAAUCUUAUUGCGUGUCAUUAUGUCAUUAGUAAACCAAAAGGCCUUUUUAGACUUUUUAGGUAUCGUUAAAAUUAAGUUGAAUUUUUUAUAAUAAAGAGUCUGUAUUAUUAAUAAUUAGAUUUAUAAUUAUUAGAUCUAUAAGUAGUCUCUGCCAUUAUAUAUAAUCUUGUAUCACAAGUUAAUGUGUAAACAGAUUAUAUUACUGUUAACGAUGUACAACGGCAUAAUACGUUACAACCGGUAUAUUAAACGAAAUUACGUAUAUAUACAUUAUAAUUAAAUAUUAAAUAGAAUUAGUAUUAAAAUUUGAUUAUAUUACUUUAAUGGCCAUAAGUAUUAAAUUAAAUAUAUAAUUGACAUACGUUUUAUAUCUCGUACUACUGUAGCAAGGCUGUAAAUUCUUAUACAUUUGUGCAAAGACGAAUGUAUAUAUGCGAUAUCCACGUUUAUUCCACAGUUUAUAAGUAACAAAACGCAAAAUCCGAAUAAAAUACCUGGUAUCACAAAUUUUUUUAUACAAGAAUAAAUUAAAUAAUUCUAUAAAAUUAUGCAAAAAUGUAAUUCCUACAUAAUUAAUUAAAUAAUGAAUGUUUAAAUAAUA